Molecule: messenger RNA, 928 nt
Organism: Xiphophorus couchianus (Monterrey platyfish)
Lineage: Eukaryota; Metazoa; Chordata; Actinopteri; Cyprinodontiformes; Poeciliidae
Gene: erh
Product: ERH mRNA splicing and mitosis factor
Exons: 4
Coding region: 170-484 (104 amino acids)
Source: RefSeq, a predicted model, not a curated record
UUGAAGCCGUAAUGUUUUACAACCGGAAACACCUUUGCAUCAGUUCCUUUAAGUGUUUUUUCGAGAAUCUUUGCUUUGCUCGGCAAUCUGAAAAGUAGAUUAAGCGAUUCAUUUUCCCUUCUUUGUUUGCUUCCACCGUAAACUUGGGCGACCUGUAGUGAAGGCAGAUAUGUCGCACACAAUUUUGCUUGUCCAGCCGACCAAGAGACCAGAGGGCCGCACAUAUGCGGACUACGAGUCGGUAAACGAAUGCAUGGAAGGUGUUUGCAAAAUGUAUGAAGAGCAUCUGAAGAGGAUGAAUCCAAACAGUCCAUCCAUUACUUACGACAUCAGUCAGCUGUUUGACUUCAUCGAUGACCUGGCAGAUCUGAGUUGUCUUGUGUACAGAGCUGACACGCAGACAUACCAACCUUACAACAAAGACUGGAUUAAAGAGAAGAUAUAUGUCCUGCUGCGGCGCCAGGCUCAGCAAGCGGCAAAGUAAAAGCAUGUUUGACAUGUUGUCCUUCUACAUGCACCUGAAAGGAUUUUAAACCCCUGUACUGCAGAGUGCUUCAGAUAUGUGUACAAGGACAACACCCUCGGGCUGGCAAGGGUUUCAUUGUAAAUUGUGUAUGCAUUGGAAAAUGUGGUGGGGUGAUAAAAACAUUUCAGGGCUUUAUAUUGACGAUUUGCUAUGCCUAGGAUAAUUUUUGUCAUUCCAUUACAUGCAUUUCCAACUUGUCACACAUUGAGAAUUGGGGUAAUGGCAGGGAUGAACUUCUCUCUUCAGUACCUGCCUUUGGAAAUGUUUUACAUUAUGGUUAGAUGGUUUGUUACUGGAUUCACUGCUGGCUUUACAUGCAGCUGAUUUAUGUCUGAAUUAGAGUGAAGUGAAAACAUUCAUAAGGUUAUUAUUUCUCAUUUCAUUUUUUUAUUGCCAUUAUGG